AUGAAGUCUUUGCAUUUGCAAUUGUUAAGGUCCAAAUUGGGUAUUGUGUCCCAGAAGCCUAUUUUGUUUGACUGCAACAUUGCUGAAAAUAUCCAGUACGAAGAUGACAGUAGGGUUGUCAGUCAGGAGGAAGUUGAAGAGGCAGCUAAAGCAGCAAAUAUUCAUACCUUCAUAGAAAAUCUCCCAGAGAAGUAUAAUACCCGAGUGGGUGACGAAGGAGCACAACUUUCUGGAGGUCGGAAACAAAGAAUAGCAAUUGCUCGUGCUCUAGUUCGUAAGCCAGCAGUUCUGCUUCUGGAUGAAGCCACAUCUGCUCUUGACACAGAAAGUGAAAAGAUUGUCCAGAAAGCCUUGGACGAUGCCAGGAAGGGUUGA
Messenger RNA from Gopherus flavomarginatus (Mexican gopher tortoise), 375 nucleotides. RefSeq names its product multidrug resistance protein 2-like. Bases 1 to 375 code for a protein of 124 amino acids. The record is from RefSeq and is a predicted model, not a curated record. Lineage: Eukaryota; Metazoa; Chordata; Testudines; Testudinidae. Gene Ontology annotation, biological process: transmembrane transport. Gene Ontology annotation, molecular function: ATP binding; ATP hydrolysis activity; ATPase-coupled transmembrane transporter activity. The transcript is spliced from 3 exons.